This is a messenger RNA of Abrus precatorius (Indian licorice), 1674 nucleotides long. Its product is annotated as probable serine/threonine-protein kinase PIX13. The transcript is spliced from 6 exons. Bases 200 to 1414 code for a protein of 404 amino acids. Gene Ontology annotation, biological process: protein phosphorylation. Gene Ontology annotation, molecular function: protein kinase activity; ATP binding. The record is from RefSeq and is a predicted model, not a curated record. Lineage: Eukaryota; Viridiplantae; Streptophyta; Magnoliopsida; Fabales; Fabaceae.
GACGUUGAAAGUAGGAAAUUAGACGCUGUUCAUUGUUCAAGCAUUCAAUAACUAAAAAGACAAAGACAUCUCUCUCUCUCUCUCUCUCUAACUCAUUUCUGAGUUUCUUCUUCAACCCACCAACAACCAUUUUUGCUUUGCCAAUAACGUUGGAACCAAAUCAACCACGCAACGCAACUCAAGAAGAGAGCAUCUUCACAUGGGUCUCUGCUUCUCCUCUUUCUCUCGCUCUUCCCUCAACCGUCCUCACUAUUCAGGUUCAGCAAGCACAGACAGCAAGACCGUGGGAUUCUCCGCAACCACGAGCAGUGCCGGAAAGAGCCAAUUCUCGGAGAUUGCGAGUGGAAGCAUCGACGGCGAAGGUUCCUUUCCCCUUCCUAUUGCUUCCUCUCAUGGCCAGAUUCUGGAACGCCCGAACCUGAAGGUUUUCAGCUUCGGGGACUUGAAAUCUGCGACGAAGAGUUUCAAGUCUGACACAUUGCUGGGUGAAGGUGGCUUUGGAAGAGUUUACAAAGGUUGGUUGGAUGAGAAGACCCUCACACCUGCUAGAGCUGGUUCUGGCAUGGUCGUUGCCAUAAAAAAGUUGAACCCUGAAAGCACGCAAGGCUUUCAAGAAUGGCAGUCAGAAGUCAACUUUUUGGGAAGGCUUUCUCACCCCAACUUGGUCAAGCUAUUGGGUUACUGUUGGGACGAUGACGAGCUUCUUCUUGUGUACGAGUUCAUGCCAAAGGGAAGCUUGGAGAACCAUCUCUUCAGAAGAAAUCCUAACAUAGAACCACUUUCUUGGAACACCCGACUUAAAAUAGCCAUCGAUGCAGCUAGAGGAUUGGCUUUCUUGCACUCUUCGGAAAAGCAAGUCAUAUAUAGAGAUUUCAAGGCCUCUAAUAUACUUCUUGAUGGGAAUUACAAAGCAAAGAUCUCAGAUUUUGGCUUGGCUAAAUUUGGGCCAUCUGGGGGAGAAUCACAUGUAACUACCAGGAUCAUGGGCACGUAUGGUUAUGCUGCUCCGGAAUACAUCGCAACAGGCCACUUGUAUGUGAAGAGUGAUGUGUAUGGCUUUGGUGUAGUGCUGCUUGAAAUGCUUACAGGUUUGAGGGCACUUGAUACAAAACGCCCAACAGGGCAGCAUAACCUGGUUGAAUGGGUUAAGCCUUAUCUCUCCAGCAAAAAAAAGUUGAAAACCAUUAUGGAUGCUAAAAUAGAGGGCCAGUAUUCACCCAAAGCAGCAUUACAAGCGGCACAACUUACUCUAAAAUGCUUAGAACCUGACCCUAAACAGCGUCCUUCUAUGAAAGAUGUACUUGAGACAUUGGAAGCAAUUGAAACUAUCCAUGACAAAACCAAGAACCGCAAUUCUCAGCACACUUCUAAUCAACCUCCACUUCAUCCUCGGCAUAGAGUUGUAAAAGUAUAAAUUAAUUUUUAUAUAUGGAAAGAAGAAACACUAGGAACUCAGAUUGAAUAGUAAAAUAUGGUCUAAUUGAAUAUUUUCUAUUGCUGGUUUGAAGGGGAGAUUUUCACACGCCUUUGUCCAAUUCUGUAUGAUUUUUUCUGUUGAAUUGUUCACAUUUUUACAAAGUCGUAAAAUAUUUGAUACACGUGGCCUAAUAUGUCACUUUCUUUUGGGACUUCUUAUUUUUUUCCCCCUCAACGAAUGGAAAAUUGAUGCUUCAG